UUGAAUCUCGCUACCUAUACAUCGCAAACAGGUAAUUCUAACAUCAUUAGGAAGUUAGUGAUGACGAGAAAACAAAUAUAUAGAGCUUGUUUCUGAUCAGUAUUGUACAACUACAGAAUUGGCUACUUCCUGUAUGGCACGCGAUGUGAUUACGCCCUCAUGACCAAGUAGUACGACCACCUGUGACUUCACACGCGCCCCCAGGUCAAUUGUGGCAUUCUAAUCACUACAGGGGUCAUCUGUUCCAGAAACAAAGGCUUCUUCGCUUUCCGAAGUCUCUUCUUCUUCACACCUUACUUUAAUGAGAACACGGUCGACCGCUUCUUCAACUAUCCUAUCGGUCUCUCGAUAGUGCUUUUCUACUUUUUGAAUGACGUGCUUCCGUUUUGAUGUGUAAUGUAAUCUGUAUACCUUCCGUGCCCUCCUAGGCUCCUCCAAUAUCUACAUAAACGUUUGCCGCAAUUCCCACACUGCCAGCUAUUGCUUUUCCUACUUUUUAAUUAAGUGCAUGUAUUAUUUAUUACAUGGAAGGUUUGCCACGGUUUGAGAUUUCGCCGAGGAUGUGAAGUCGACCGUGUACAAAAGUGAAGUCGACCGUACAAAGGUGUGCGAAGGUGUGAUCAACUCUCAUAUAAUGCAACUCUAGACAGCUCUACCAUUCAAUUCGCUUCUUCAGCGUCGACCGUGAAAUCUCCAGAAGUGCCGGUAGUGACUCGCAGCGUGUGUCAUGACAAUGAGAGUGCUGACGGUCAACAUUCUGCUGUGUUGUUUUGUCUGCUUGAUCUUCUUUGACGGUGCAGACGCUUGGUGGUUGUGGGGAAGACGUCGAACAGGCUGCACUAAGACUAAGCAUAUCUACGAACUGGGACUCCGGCCUCUCAAAUUCAAAGGUCGUCGAAGACGAGACUCGCAGUCUGACACUGACGACACAGAAUUUGAAAACGAAGCCGACCGAAAGGAAAUCCACCAUCGAGAACGCAGAUUUAUAUGGUACGGCUUGAAACACGCUGCAGUUCGGUAUCAAGGGAAACACUUUGAUUUCUCAAAUGAUAACAAAGUGAUGGAGGACAGACCGACUGAAAACUGGAACAGCGCCGUUUGGAAAUGGUCCAGUAAACCCUUUUUGGGAACAACAAGAAUCAGCUAUUGUACUCUAGCACAAGUGAGGGCAUUCAACAAGAAAUGGCAACGCCCGUACACUCUGUUUGUCAACAACUGUCAACGGUAUGCCUCCGAUUUGAUGAAGUAUCUCAAGAAUUGCAGCUGUCGCUGAAAAGCGGAUUGAUGAUCUCGAUAAACGAACGCAUUUGCUUAGAUUUAAAUAGACAAUGUUAGCUAGCAAUAUGCAAGCAAGCAAGCAAGCAAACGAGUGCCAUGUCGUAUUAGCUAGAUGUAUCAAUUUCUGCAUCAUUGCUGUCGCUGUCAUUUGUGUUCAAUAAAGGUACAACGGUUCG
This is a messenger RNA of Corticium candelabrum, 1454 nucleotides long. RefSeq lists its product as uncharacterized. Lineage: Eukaryota; Metazoa; Porifera; Homoscleromorpha; Homosclerophorida; Plakinidae. The coding region runs from base 728 to 1273 and encodes 181 amino acids. The record is from RefSeq and is a predicted model, not a curated record. The transcript is spliced from 3 exons.